GUCUACCACACUCAUGGGAGGAAGUACGAAAUAUGCUUCCUAUAUUUUCACUUCUCUAUAUGUAGCGGAUUGUUAAGCCACAUUAGACAAGUAGUCCAAAGAGACUUUUCCAACGUCUAUGCUCAGUUCCUGGUUGAUCGAAUGCUUCAGUUAAUUUAAUGUAAUUUUUUUUACAAGUUGAGAGUGUUUUGACCGUGUGUAGGCCAUAGAUCACACAGAUCACAUUUGUAGCAGGAGUGCUAUGGAAAAAUGCAGACUGUCUGCCGUUUUGCUGCUGGCACACAUUGGCCUCUCUUCAGUAGUGUUGGAAGCUCAGGUCAGUGUUGAUUCACAUGUGACGGGGCACCUGGGUAAUGAUGUCACACUGCAUUGUAAGUUGCUCCAGGGCAAUCUCACUCAGGCUGAGUGGCAGUGGGAGAAAUCAAAUACUAAAAAGGUUUCCAUAGCUGUCUUUAGCCCUAACUUAGGGCAAAACAUUUCUGGGUCACCCCUAAAAGGGAGGUUGGAGUUCGCUGGAGAUUCCACAGGUGAUUCCUCUAUUACUAUAAAAUAUGUGCAGAUGACUGAUGCAGGGAAAUACACCUGUAUCCUGACAGCCUUCCCCAGCGGCUCAUCUGAGAUAACAACCAUCCUCACUGUACUGAAUCAGACUCUACCUCCAUCAUCUGGCGCGGUUGCUGGGAUUGUUACCGCAGCCCUCCUGGUAACAGUUGUUGUGACAGCCACAGCUUACCUCAUCAUUGUCAGGAAGAGGCACAAGGCUUUAUUCAACCCCUCUGUCAGCAUUGAUGCAAGCAGCCUGGUGGUCAAUGCAGACAGGACAGGAACAGGAAGAGAACAGGACCUGGUUUAUUCUGAGAUCGUCAGAUUCAACAUUGCCAAGAGCAAAGCACAUGACCCAUCUGGAGAAGACCAGAAAGAUGCAGACGUCAAGCCAGCUGAGGAUGUCACCUACUCUGCAGUGGCAGUGGGGAACCAGCAUCCUUCAAGGGAAGACACAGUUUACUCUCAGGUGGUGAAAAAGGACUGGGACAUAGAUGAUGUAUGGACUGUCUAAGCACAAUAACAGAAAAGGGCUAACCAGACAUCCUUUACAUUCACAUUAAUUUAACUGAAGUUAUCUCUUGUUGGGGAAGUGACCUCCUUAUUAGACAAAGCCAUCUGGAUCUUAGAGAAGGGCUAUAUGUGUGAACACUGAAAAAUUACUGCCACCAACAGAAUGCUAUAUAUAUGGGGCAUACAACCAUCUCAGCUCUGUUGAUUUUGUUGCGAAGAGACAGAAUCAGUAGAUCACUUAUUCUGGUCUUGCCCCUAUGUAGCUUGUUUCUAGUCACAGGUUCAUUGUUCAUUGUUAAAAAACCACAACAUGCACUUUGGAAAGCCCUAGUCAGUCAAUAAAUAAUAUAAUAAUACUCGUAGGAAAGGUUUUCAUCUUUAGCUCACAAUCUGUGCAUAAUAUACAAUUAUAAAGGUUAAAAAAUGUUGUCAAACAUCGCAGCACAAUUGAAAAAUACAUGGCAUAUGGAAACCAAACGAGGGUGAUCUAUGGUGAUAGGUGGGAUGGGCUGAGAGUGGCUGAGGGUUGGGUUUAAAGAGUUUAUGUUUGGUAAUGUAUUAUUGUUAUGAGUCUGCUUUAUGUAAAAGUGCCAUGUACAGUUGAAGUCAGAAGUUUACAUACACUUAGGUUGGAGUCAUUAAAACCAGUUUUCCAACCACACCACAAAUUUCUUGUUAACAAACUAUAGUUUUGGCAAGUCGGUUAAGACAUCUACUUCGUGCAUGACACAAGUCAUUUUUCCAACAAUUGUUUACAGACAGAUUAUUUCACUUAUAAUUCACUGUAUCACAAUUCCAGUGGGUCAGAAGUUUAUAUACACUAAGUUGACAGUGCCUUUAAACAACUUGGAAAAUUCCAGAAAAUUAU
Molecule: messenger RNA, 1924 nt
Organism: Salmo salar (Atlantic salmon)
Lineage: Eukaryota; Metazoa; Chordata; Actinopteri; Salmoniformes; Salmonidae
Product: T cell immunoreceptor with Ig and ITIM domains
Biological process (GO): heterophilic cell-cell adhesion; homophilic cell-cell adhesion
Cellular component (GO): adherens junction
Source: RefSeq, a predicted model, not a curated record